This is a messenger RNA of Actinia tenebrosa (Australian red waratah sea anemone), 607 nucleotides long. RefSeq lists its product as uncharacterized. The record is from RefSeq and is a predicted model, not a curated record. NCBI's taxonomy places the organism in Eukaryota, Metazoa, Cnidaria, Anthozoa, Actiniaria, Actiniidae.
CUUUGAUGUCAAAACCAGCAACAUCAACUACUUUUGGGUCAAAACCAGCACCAGCAACUACUUUUGGGUCAAAACCAGCAACAUCAACUACUUUGAUGUCAAAACCAGCAACAUCAACUACUUUGAUGUCAAAACCAGCAACAUCAACUACUUUGAUGUCAAAACCAGCACCAGCAACUACUUUGAUAUCGAAACCAGCAACAACAACUACUUUUGGGUCAGCACCAGCAACAGCAACUACUUUUGGGUCAGCACCAGCACCAGCAACUACUUUUGGAUCAACAGCAAUAACAGCCACAUCUGUAUCAGCAGUAAGCAGUGGAUUCAGCUUCGCAUCACCUACUGUCGGAACCAGCAUCCCCUCACAAACAUGUGAAUUUGGUGGUGAUACAGGAAAAGAGAGCAUUCAGACAAAAGGAAAUAUCAAAAAGGGAGUGCGGAAGAUGAAAAGAUAAAGACAAACUCAAAGCUAUAAAUGUCAAUCCCCCCGAGUUUCCAAUUUUUUAAUUGGAAAUAAAAAAGACGUCACCGUGAUCUUAGUUUUUUUAGCAACGGAAACUCAACAAGUAUCUGGAAAUCAGUAAAACUGUGAAGCUUGAAGCUUGAA